ACUGGAUUUAUGUCACCUGUUAUUGUUGACCAAUUAGAGGGAAAAACACUUAUCUUUUAACUACAAAACACUUAUUUAUACAUUUAACACUGAUAGAAUAUUACAGACUUAUAAAUGAAUUUAAUUAUUUUUUUAUUUAGUUUAGAGAAAAAAAAUUAUAUAUAUAUAUAUAAUCAUUUUGUCCUUUUGUAUUAUAACACAUCAGAAUCAGCAUUAAAUCCAUGUGAAAACAGUUAAAAUGUGUUUAACUCUGAGGGGAAACUGUAGUGAACAUGUUUAGACAGGAGGAGCUUCUGCGCUAAUGGAUGUGCGUAAAGACGCUAAACUAACAGUGUCGGAAAACCGUGAAACCUUCAUCAUGGCUCUUAUCUGAAAAUGUUCAUUAACUUCUUCUCUGACUCUGAUGUGCAGGACGACGGGAAAAUGUUUUGUCUGAGAAACGCUUACUGUGGACUAAAAACAUGGUGACCAUUUUAGCAGGAAAGUGGAUUCUCCGGUCUGUUCUCCUCCUAUUGUGCUGUUUACUGUGUGAAGCUGGAGACGAUACGGUCACACUGCAGGAAGUGGAAGGAACCACUAUAACUCUCCAUACUGGGAUAACUGGGAUUCAGAGGGAUGCUCAUAUAGUUUGGUUUUAUGGACCUGAGAAAGCAAAGAAAAAAAUAUUGAACAGUCAGGUGUUUAAAGGAGAAACUGUUACAGACAUCAGUGAGAGAUUUAAAGAGCGACUGCAGCUGGACAGAAUCAGUGGAGCUUUAACCAUCAGGAACAUCAGCAGAACUGAUUCUGGAGUUUAUUUAUUACACGUCAUCACUGAACAUCUCUCAUCUAGGACUUUCAGUGUCAGUGUUUAUGCUCCAGUAUCAACUCCAGUAAUAAUAAAUGAAAGAGAAAAGCGAAGUGUGAUUUCCACAGAGUCGUGUUUCCUCCUGUGUUCUGUGGAGAAUGGAGAAGAUGUGAAGUUAUCCUGGUACAGAGAGAAUGAGAGAAUCUCCAUCACCAAUAACACAGACCUCAGUGUUCCCCUCAAUCUCCCACUUCAAAUACAACACAAUGACACUAACACUUACAUCUGUGUGUCUGCAAACCCUGUCAGCAAUAAAACAACUUCUCUCAUCAUCACACAGCUCUGUGACGUCUCAGGUACGUCAGUGAGUCUAAACUCAUUACUGAUCAUCUGUCUGGUUAAUGAAAUGUCAUUUCAACUGCACAUUUCACAACUGCAUGUGUACAUACAAAUUGUAUAUAUUGUAUACUAGUUGCAUAUGUAUAUUUCAUGCUUAUUUAAACUGCACAUUUCACAACUGUAAAUGUGUACAUCCAAUUUCAUCUAUACUACAUAUGUCAUUCUGUUACACUGUGGAGAUUAUGUCACUAAAACAAAUUCCUCGCAUGUGAAAACAUGCCUGGCAAUAAAGCUGAUUCUGAUUCUGAAAAUACAUCGAGGAUUCACAUUUCACUGACUGCACUGGAAUAUUAAUGGAAUAUU
Molecule: messenger RNA, 1489 nt
Organism: Tachysurus fulvidraco (yellow catfish)
Lineage: Eukaryota; Metazoa; Chordata; Actinopteri; Siluriformes; Bagridae
Product: signaling lymphocytic activation molecule-like
Exons: 3
Coding region: 462-1259 (265 amino acids)
Source: RefSeq, a predicted model, not a curated record